Molecule: messenger RNA, 2694 nt
Organism: Spodoptera litura
Lineage: Eukaryota; Metazoa; Arthropoda; Insecta; Lepidoptera; Noctuidae
Gene: Tango10
Product: transport and golgi organization 10
Molecular function (GO): protein binding
Source: RefSeq, a predicted model, not a curated record
UUUUUAGUGGCCAAUAGUGAAUAGUGCAUUAUUUUAGUGUUAUUUUUGGAGAAGUAACAAUAUUUAGCAUCUAUCUCGAUGCGGCAAGGUUAGAUGUUAAUAAUAUCAUGGAUUUCUUGACGGUAAACCGUCAGGUAUCGUCAUCCUCCGAGAAAAAGGAAGAUGGAGUGGAAGUCAAUGAAGGUCUUGUGGUGGACAACUCCAAAUGUGUUCUGUAUAAAAUAGCAACAUUGUAUGCCGAGCAGCUGAUGAGUGAUCUCAUCCUUGAGGUGGGUGGAGUCGGCUAUCCAGCACAUCGGCUAAUACUAUGUGCCAGCAGUGAAGUUUUUCAGGUGAUGUUGAUGAACCGAGAAUGGAGCGAGUGGCGUGAGAGUCGCAUUGUACUCCAGGAGACACCUACAGCUACUUCAGUAUUCCCACACUUCCUUAAGUAUUUUUAUACUGGACAGAUUAGAAUAUCGCAUGAAACAGUGCUACCGAUACUUUCUCUAGGCGAUAAAUAUAAUGUGAAGGACCUAGUGACUCUCUGCCUGACGUACAUGUCUCAGAACAUAGCGCAGGCUGCCAAGCGAGGACAGCUCAUCUCCUGGAUGCAGUACACAAUGGCCUGCGGACACAACGAAGUCGCUAAGUCAUGUCAGAACUUCGUGAAGUGGAACUUGGAGUGGGUGUGGUCAGACAGUGACCUCAGUGAGCUGGAGGGGGAGACGCUCGUCCACCUACUGCAACAGAGCGACCUCGUGCUGCAUAACGAGAUGAGCGUGUAUGAUUUCGUGGUCCGCUGGCUAGAAAAGCAACGCGAGCGUCUGUCAGCGAGCGAGCUGUCGGAGGCCGAGGUCAAGGCGCACUGGGAGUCACUCGUCGCCGCCAUCUUCUCACACGUCAGAUUCCCGAUGAUGUGCCCCAAUCAACUAGCGCAGUUGUUGCUAUGUCCCCUGACUCAGGAACAUAAAGACUUCUUCAUGGAACGGAUGGCAAUCGCCAUGAGUUAUCAGUCAGGCCAGCUGGAGCGCGUGGCGGAGAUCCAGCAGUCGGAGGCGGGGCGCAUGUUGUUCACGCCGCGGCUGUACACGGAGGACACGUGGGGCUCCGUGCUGGCCGUCGACAACUUCCACUCGCUGCCCUGCUACCACACAAGGACCUUCAUCUUCUCCACGCGGCCCUCCAUCGCAGACGUGGCCCCGCAGGACAAGCUCAUCGAGUGGACAGUAGACUUGUAUCCCAAAGGAGUUUGGUUCAGGAAGAGCUUGCUGAUCGUCUGGGCUGGGACCUAUGAUAUACCCGAGGUAGUGCUCCGUACAGUGCGCAUCUCCGUGACGUGUCAGAACAGUCCGGAGUUCACAGUCAACGAGGACGGGGAGACUGAACAACUCGAACCUGAUGUCAGGGUUAAGAUCGGCAUCCUAGUGUGGGGUGUGGAGAAGGGAGUCGAGCACGUGUCCUCCGUGGUAGAGCGGGUACAUCGGUUUUCAGCACAGAACAGAGUGUUGAACAUAGACGACGCGUUGGACUUCGACGCGCUGAACACGCCGCUGUACACGCCGUGCGGGCCGGCCGGCGCGCCCCCGCCGCCGCCGCCCAGCCUGCCCGCCGCAGGGAACAACUACUCGGUUAACAGUAUGAGUUCCAAGCGUUGCAACAAGUGCUCCGACUAUGAAGCCCCCGAGCCGAGACAUCUGUUGGGACCUCAUAAGGACCAGCUUAGGAUACAAGUAGUGAUCGUGCCUCUAACGGACUACUCCCACGUAGGAGCGAACGACACACAGGGAUGACCUACAACAGUAGCGCGCAUCUACUGCGCGGGUGUGGCAUACCCGGACUGAGAGACACACAUCUCUCAGCACCGCCUGCGAAGCGUGAAGGCAAGUUCGAUGGAACAUUUUCUUUGUUUUAGCUAAUUGUAUGCUAUUAAAGUAUAAAAUCGUUUGUCAACUUAUCAAGGCCAGCUCCCUGGAUAGUAAUUUGUAUUCUACGCUGUUUUGUUAAAGUUCGUUAUUGUAUGUUGUUGAUCGAUUGUAUUAGCCGGGAUAUUGAGUGUACAUAAAUGGCAAUAAUAAUAAUAAAUAAGAUAUCACGGGCUUGUCUAUGUGCUAUAUAGUUUUUAAUAAGAUUAUGUUUUUAAUACGUCCACAGUGCGUUCGGCCUUAGAACUCGAAAUUCUAGCUUAAUUGUUUCGUAGUUAAUUUUAAUGCAAUUCGAAAUAUUUUAUGAUUAUUGAAAAUGAAAGGCGAUUUGUAAUGACCUCAAGUUUUGUUAACAAAAGUGCAUUAUAGUAGGGAUGGUUACGGCAAAAAAUACACAAAUACUUUAUGAAUAAAGUUGAAAGUUUAAACGUCAACAAGGUUUGUUUAAAGUAUUUAAAGAUCAAUGUCUGUCUGGUCCCUCGGUGACGGUAUUUGAUCAUUCAAAAUGUGUCUAUAGAAAAUAACAAGCAAUUAAAUUAAUAUGUAAUACAUUACUUCAUGUAAAGUUAUUACCAUAUUAAAUUAAUAAUGACUUAAUUGUUACAAUGAUUACAGUUGAUAUAGUCCGUCAUCGUUCCCAUUAUAAAGCUCUUUCGUUUAUAUCACCAUGCGCUACUUUAUGUUGUAAAAAUAAUAUAAUAUGUUAUAGUAUGUUGUAUGCUAGAUUAAUUUACUUAGCAAAGAAUUAUAUAAUUAUUAUAACUAUAAAAUAUAUAUACAAGGUGUAACG